AUGACAUAUCUGGAGUGCGUUGAUGGCCAGACCUGGCAAUUAGCGCCACCAACGGGAUUCCAAAUAGGGUCGUUUGGUAGAGUCUUGGGAACCAAAAAGUACCAUUAUGACCAUGAGGAUGAACAAAUCCCGGGAGCUGAUAAUUUAUCCAAGCUGACGACUGUUCAAUUUAGUAAUACUGGCUGGGACCUAUUUCUCAGCGACUCGGUCGGUCACGUGUCAAUUUGUGUAACUGGAAUCAAGAGAGUGCCCCCCAACGCCCCUGGACAUGCCGUGGCCCAUACUACUGCUACUCCCUCGAUCAAUCAGUCUCCGCCAUCACAAAACCAGGGAGUACAGGCUGCGCAAUAUUCCCGCACCUCUUUUAAUUCGUUCGAGCUCCUGUACACAGACAGCUCGUUUGCUCCAUUUCCAGAUCUUUCAACCGCCUUGAAAAGGGAGGGAAAUCAGAUUUUAUCAGUCAAAUGGCUCAACAUAGACAAGCCUGUGAUUGUUAAUUCUCCGGCAGUUAAAACACAGGCGACGCAGGAGGCCCCCGUGACUAAUGGCUGCGCGUCAAAAUUGGGAGCUGCCGCGCAAGAUGCUCAGGGCUACUACUACACUUACACAGCUCACCAAUACAAGCCGUACGGGACAAUGCACCCGUUGGCAACGAAGCAGGCCUGUAUUGGCGUGCGAAAAAAUGGAGAGGUUUGUCUCUGGUACCAAGAGGACCACGGAAUUGAAUACAAGAGAGUUGUGGGCCAGCUCCCUAUCGGGGAUGUUCUACUUCAACAUGCUGCGAUUGGAUUUGCCAGAGAUGGGGAAGUCAUUGUGGCUGUUCAAAUCGGAAAGAAUUUGAAAUUGUUUGAGGUAGUCAUUAAUUGGGGAUUUCUGGUCGAAGCGGCCAAACAACUGACUAAAACGCCAACAUACAGAGUUCCCGAUGAAAAUAGAAUACCUCCGAAACUAGACAUCCGCAAGGUGGCGAGUAUGAGCCUAUGCUCUGUCGACGAGAAUGCAUCUUUCUGUACUGGUAUACAGUUAGUUUCACCAGAUUUCAGCCAAUCUACGGAAUUAGAGCUGCUCUUGCUUUUUGACAACGAUAGAUCUCUCGGGAGUAAGUCUCCCAUAUCCACCAUUUACAGAUAUCAAUUGCGCAACUUCGACAUGGCUUCUGUUAUUCAUCCUAUGUUUGGACAGAUAGCAUCAGAUCAGAAUAGCGUUUUUGAGUCCCGCAAAACCUAUAAAUUCAUAUUCAAGAAGAAAUUUACCUUUGAUGAGGCCAUCGUGUGUCUUGAGUUGCUAAACCUUGAGCUGACCAUUGCAGUUACGUUAGCAAACGGUGACAUCAAACUGAUUGAUAGACAAACAUUCAAGAUUGCCCAAAAUAUUUACAAUUCGGAUGAAGUGAGAGAUGAUUUUGGGCCAACUGGCCCUCUUCUCCCAGACACUGUGUCAUGUCUCACUGAUGCAGGAUUCGAGUUUCCAAGAAUACAGUUCCAACCACAAUAUACCUGUAUCUCGCCAAACGUUUGCUGCUGUGUGGCUUUACCAUGGAACGAUACAACACUCCGUAUUCAUUCUGCCUGUACGAACGCAUCGCAAUCAGACGCCCCUCCCAAUCGAAAAGGGCUUCUUCUGGCCACAGCAGCAGCCAUUGCUUUUCGUCAUACAAAUGCUUGCUACUAUGGGUACUCAACAGAUGAUCUGGUUGCAACAAUUCGCUGCGAGCUUGAACAUUCCAAAAACACUCGUGGAGACGAGUAUGCCUAUAGACUUUUGAUGUCCAUUUUACAGGAAAGCCAGAGAGCGAUUAACCUGAGUGUCGAUGUGUCCAGUGAGCAGACGGAUAAAAUGCUCCAGAACCAACCUCUUCAACGAAUACUCACACUGCAACUGUCGCUCGGUACCGAACUGAACUGGCUGCGGAACAAGAGUGGAAUGAUCGCCUGGGCACUCGUAAAUUUGAAGUUCGUCACAUCUUCUAUCAUGUACACCAUUCACACGAUUUACUCAAAUAUGCAAAGAUUUGCGAAAAAAGGACUUCAUGUUUCUGACACUCUCGCAAACGCCCGUGCCCGUGAAGAGAGCAUUAUUGCCGUGCUCGGGGUAAUCAGAUGGUGUGUCGACUAUAUCGUAUGGCUGAAUCAAGAGCUGGUUGAGCUGCACGGCGUCUUCAAGAGCAACAAUCCGAAAGAGAUUGAGCAGUUUCUUGGCAAGUCGGUUGCAAUUCCUCUUGUGUUAGGGAAAGUACCACGAUCGUUUUUGAUUUUUGCAAUUUCCAACAUAAGAAGACUGUUUUCUUUUGUGCAAAAAUUCAUUGAGAAGAACGAUCCUUCGCUGGCCGCUUUGGUGACGCCUGAUAACCCGAUGGGUACUUUCAAGUCCCUUGAAAGCCAGCUUUUCGCAGAUUCGCAAUGGACGCUGGCUGGUCCAUCAACUAAUCAGGCUCAGUUGGGAAAAGCUAUUGUAGCACAUCCAACGAUUGAGGCCUAUGCUCGAUUGGGUUCGCUAAUCAACAAUUCGCCGAUCACAUUACAUGCUUUCGAAAGAUUUCUUUUGGAAGCAGACGGGCCGCUUAGAAAUAUGAGACUGGAUCAGGUGACGGCACUGGCAAUCGAACAGCAGCUCAUAUGCCAAGGACAUGUUUCAAAAACGUUUGUUGAGCCUCUCAGAAAAUUGUGCGAAGUAUAUGAUCGGGUUGUGCUUACCAAUGGCAGUGUCGACCUCGUGGAAUUAUAUUUCUAUGACGUGAGCUGGCUCAACCUUGGUGCUAGAGAGGCAGAUACGGCAGAUUCAAAAGCUAGAGAAAAGCGUCCUGCACUGAUUCAGCAGACGGACCACAAAUUCUCAAACACCUACAACAAAAAACUCAUUCAAAUGAACACUUAUGAUGGCCUCAUCCUCGACAUGCUACGCAGGCAACUACUAAAGCCCUCUGAGUUUAUUGCGAACCCAUCUGCACAGCAGGUGAAUGGCUCCGGAAGUAGACCUGCAGUCAAUGGCUCAAAUGCCUCAACUACACAUACAUUAAUGAUGCGCAAAUGUAUUAGAUGUGGUGCUGUUUCUUCGGUGAAUGACAAUGAGGUGUACUUCAGCUCGCCUACAUUUAUUGUCAACCCAGUGUACCAGCAUUAUCAGCGAAUUUGUUUCUGUGGCGGAGCGUGGGCUAAUAUGUGA
Molecule: messenger RNA, 3162 nt
Organism: Ogataea parapolymorpha DL-1
Lineage: Eukaryota; Fungi; Ascomycota; Pichiomycetes; Pichiales; Pichiaceae
Product: Mediator of RNA polymerase II transcription subunit 16
Exons: 1
Coding region: 1-3162 (1053 amino acids)
Biological process (GO): positive regulation of DNA-templated transcription
Cellular component (GO): mediator complex
Source: RefSeq, a predicted model, not a curated record